UGACGCCGUGCGGUUACCUGAGAGACGCGCGAGUUUUAGUGCGGCGUGAAGGCGUGCGCGUCUUCUUAGGAGAACCUCGAGCUCGUCUUAGGCCCGUGCGGCGCCAUGGAGGUGGUGGAGGCUGCCGCGCAGCUGCAGACGCUCAAGUUCGGCGGCUCCGGCCCGGGAUCCGCAGCAUCGCCGCCACCUGAGGAGCGCCCGGACGCCGAGCAGGCGGAGCAGGCCCCGCCGGCAGGGGAGCAGCCGCCGCCAGCCCCGAGCUCGGAUGCUGGUGAAAACCCACCGCCGCCGAGCGGGCCCUGCGCCACCGCACCGGACGCCGCGGAGCCGCUGCCAGAGCUGCAGGACUCGGACUCAUCGGACUCGGAUUCGGACAGUGAAACGGAUUCGGAUAGCUCAAGCUCUUCCUCUUCCUCAUCUUCAUCAUCUUCCUCCUGUGGAUCGCUUCCUCCUGUGUUGUCAGACGGAGAGGAGGAUGUCCAAGUUGAGAAAGAAAAUAAGAAUUUUCCUCUUAAAACAAAAGAUGAAUUGCUUCUUAAUGAACUACCUUCUGUGGAAGAACUCACUGUUACUCUGCCUGAAGACAUUGCACUAAAGCCUCUUGGGAAGGUUUCGAGCAUUAUUGAACAGUUAGUGAUAAUUGAGUCUAUGACUAACAUACCUCCAGUUAAUGAGGAUACUGUCAUUUUCAAAAGUGAUCGACAAGCAGCAGGGAAGAUAUUUGAGAUCUUUGGACCUGUUGCCCAUCCAUUUUAUGUGUUACGGUUCAAUUCUUCAGAGCACAUUGAGAGUAAAGGUAUCAAAAUAAAGGAUACUAUGUAUUUUGCUCCAUCAAUGAAAGACUUCACUCAGUAUAUAUUCACAGAAAAACUCAAACAGGACAGAGGAUCUGAUGCUUCUUGGAAGAAUGAUCAGGAACCACCUCCAGAAGCCUUGGAUUUCAGUGAUGAUGAGAAAGAAAAAGAAGCCAAACAGAGGAAAAAGUCUCAGAUUCAAGGCCGCAAAAAACUCAAGUCUGAAUUGAAUGAGUCAGGUGAAGAUUUUGGUGAAGUGCAUCAGAAUUGGAAUGCCAAUAGCUCUUCAGAACAUUCGAAAGGAUAUCACAACAGGGAAUUCACGAGAGGCUUUCCGAGGGGCAGAUACUCUCGAGGAAGCCAUGGCAGACCUCCGCCACAGCAGUACUAUAACUCAGAUCCUAUGGCAUCUCAAGAGAGCUUGGGAUUUCCACCUCAGAGACAAGAUAAUCCUGUCAUGCCCCACUAUCCUUUUCCCCCACCCAUGUUUGAUAUGCAUAACUUUCCACUGCCGCCCCCGCCCCCACCCCCACCAACGGUUAGCAUGGGGUGGGCUGCACCUAGCAUGACCUCUCAUCCUGUUCUUAACUUACCAUACUCCCUACCCCCUCCUCCACUUCCUCCUCCCCCUCCUCCUCCCUCUCCUGGGGAAAGUAAUUCUUCUCAUUUUGGAUCUUACUAUUAGUUCUAUGCUUGUAUUUCAGAGAAAUAUGGUAAAAAAAAUUUAAACAAAAAUAUAUUAUAGAACUAGAUUUAAAAAAAAACCACUGUAAAAUACUAAAUCAAAUGAUUCAGUUGUACGUUCAUAUAUAUUUUAAGUAACUCAGUUGUGAGUUCAUAUAUGUUUGUAACCUUUAUGAAGGUAUUCAUAGGGACAGUUCAUCUCAUUCUUAGAAAACAUGUAAUAUUUAAAUAUUGACUCAUGUCCUCCAUUACCCACAGCUGGUUAACAAUGUGUACAGUAGUGGUUAUGAAGCGGGUUUCAUCACAGCCUCUAAUAUGCUGACCACUGAAUUGUCUUUUUAGUAUAAUCUUAAAAUGUUGAAGUCCUACUAAGAGUCUUUAAAAUAAAGUAUUUUUAUAAACUUGACACCUUUGAAAUUGAUUGUAAAUGCAAGAAUUCUUUAAACUUGAUUUCCUUAAGCGAGUUAGGAGUGUGAAGGAGGAAGACACUAUUGGCCGAAGCUCUCACUAGCUGGUUAGUAUUAGCUAUGUAUUGGCAGACAUCCGUUUUCUGUGUAGCUGUCCGUUAUUGGGAAAGCUUUACUGUCUGCUGCUUCCAUUAAGGCGUGUAUAUAUGUGUAUUCUGUGUCUGUUCCCAGGCUCUCCAGUGUCUGACAUGGAUGACAUGCAUAAUAAAGGCAUUGAAUGACUGA
This is a messenger RNA of Rattus norvegicus (Norway rat), 2170 nucleotides long. RefSeq names its product nuclear assembly factor 1 ribonucleoprotein (gene Naf1). Gene Ontology annotation, biological process: RNA stabilization; ribosome biogenesis; box H/ACA snoRNP assembly. The record is from RefSeq and is marked validated. Gene Ontology annotation, molecular function: RNA binding. The transcript is spliced from 8 exons. Gene Ontology annotation, cellular component: cytoplasm; nucleus; sno(s)RNA-containing ribonucleoprotein complex. Lineage: Eukaryota; Metazoa; Chordata; Mammalia; Rodentia; Muridae. The coding region runs from base 106 to 1479 and encodes 457 amino acids.